AUGUUCCGAAAUGUACGUGACUAUUUCAAAAAUGCCAAUGAAAAAAGUGAAGACUGUGAAAAGGGAGCAGUCCCUGGAGAUAAUAACAAAACUGAUGGUAAUGCAAAUGGGGUGAAUGACCAGAUUGGAGAAAGGGGCACCCCUUGCGGUGAGGCAAACCAGGAGGAGUACCCAAUCGAGGGGUCUUACAAAGAUAUGGGUGAUAUUUGCAAAAAGGAAAUAAACACUGAAAAUAAUUUCAUAAAGAAUUAUGACAGUUACAAUGAUCUGGAUAACCAUAAGAAGGGGUGUAGAACGAGUGACGAAGAAAAUGGUAAAAAUAAAGAUGUAGCUAUUAAUGGGGACACGCUUGAGAAGAGCGAACCAUUUGCGAAUAAUUCCGAGGCGAGCGCAUGUUGUGCCGUGGGCGACGAAUCGGAAGGUACAGGCAACAGCAGGAGGGAUAAGCACAAACUGGAUUUAAGCGAUGAAGCUCUCAAGAGGAGGAAAUUGACGGAAGUGCAGGAGGAAGAUAAAGGCAAGUGUGAUGAGGGAGAAGUUAUUCAGAACACUUACGCCGAGAAUGAAGAGAAGUCAAAUGAGGCGGAAGAAGCCGAAGAAGCGGAAGAAGCGGCUAUUGAUAAGGAAAAGCCUGUGGAGGAGAAUAAGGAUGAGAAUGCCAACCCGCCGAACGAAGAGCAGGUGAAUUAUUUGCAAGAAAAAUUACAACAGCUCCUAUCCGAGACGAAGCGGUAUACGGAGAAACUCUCAGGUCAGAGGCUAAAAAUGAAUGUGCAGUCAAAAGGAAGCAAGACGAGGCGUUGUGCAAUGACGGAAAAGGAGGAAGAUUAUAUGUUAUUGAAAGAUGCGAAUGAGGAGGAUGAAACAUUUAUUAUGAAACAGCCGGCUAAUAUCAAUGGGUGCAUGAAACCGUAUCAAAUAGAAGGGCUAAAUUGGCUGUACCAGUUAUAUAGACACAAGAUUAACGGUAUUUUAGCAGAUGAAAUGGGGUUAGGUAAAACUUUGCAAACUAUCAGCUUGUUAUGUUACUUAAGAUUUAAUAAAAAUAUAAAAAGGAAAAGUAUCAUCAUAUGUCCGAGAUCUACAUUGGACAAUUGGUAUCAAGAAAUAAAAAAAUGGUGCACAGAAAUGAAGGCUUUUAAAUAUUACGGGAAUAAAGAGGAGAGAAGGGAAUUAAACAAGAAUGUGUUACAUACAGAUUACGAUGUGUUGUUGACAACUUACGAAAUAGUGAUUAAGGAUAAGAAUGCCUUGUUUGAUAUCGACUGGUUUUUUCUCGUAAUAGAUGAAGCACAUAGAAUAAAGAAUGACAAGAGUGUGUUAAGUACAUCUGUUCGUUUUUUACGAUCGGAGAAUAGAUUGUUAAUUACAGGAACUCCCUUACAUAAUAAUUUGAAGGAGUUGUGGUCCUUAUUAAAUUUUUUAAUGCCCAAAAUAUUUGACAAUUCGGAAGAAUUUGACAAUUUGUUUAAUAUAUCAAAGAUUAGUUCUAACGAUAACAAACAGAGUGAAAUAAUCACUCAGCUGCAUACCAUUUUGAAGCCUUUUAUGUUAAGAAGGCUGAAAAUGGAGGUGGAACAGUGUCUUCCCCCCAAGAGGGAGAUAUAUGUAUUUGUGGGUAUGUCAAAAUUGCAAAAGAAAUUAUAUUCUGAUAUACUUAGUAAAAAUAUUGACGUAAUUAAUGCCAUGACGGGGAGUAAAAACCAAAUGCUUAACAUACUUAUGCAGUUGAGGAAGUGCUGUAACCAUCCCUACCUAUUUGAUGGCAUUGAAGAACCUCCUUACAUUGAGGGGAAUCACUUGAUCGAAACUUCUGGAAAAAUGUCUCUCCUGGAUAAGCUCCUUCCAAGACUCAAAAAAGAGAACUCACGUGUGUUGUUAUUUUCACAGAUGACCAGGGUUUUGGAUAUUAUAGAUGAUUAUUGCAGGUGGAAGAAAUAUGAGUACCUUCGUAUCGAUGGAUCGACAGUAGGUGAUGAAAGGCAAAUAAGGAUCAAUCAGUUUAACGAACCGAAUAGUAAAUAUUUUAUUUUUUUGCUGUCCACAAGAGCGGGAGGAAUUGGAAUUAACUUAACUACUGCAGAUAUUGUUAUCCUAUUCGACUCGGAUUAUAAUCCACAGAUGGAUAUUCAAGCCAUGGACAGAGCACAUCGUAUAGGUCAGAAGAAAAAAGUUAUCGUGUACAGAUUUGUCACCCAAAAUACAGUGGAGGAGAAGAUUGUCGAAAGGGCAGCGAAGAAAUUAAAGUUAGAUUCUCUUAUUAUUCAAAAGGGGAAGCUAAAUUUGAAUAACAAAGAGAACAAUAAACAAGAAUUACACGACAUUUUAAAUUUUGGAGCUCCUGAGGUGUACAAAACACAGGAUGUCUCCUCUAUUUCGGAUGAAGACAUUGAUAUAAUUUUAGCUGAUGCUGAGAAGAGAACUAUGGAAAUUGAAAAUAAGUUAAAAAAUUUGGAAAAUAUUUUUGAUCUAUCAAAUAUAUCGCUAGAUGGUGGACUGAACAUGUACAACAAUUUGACAAAAGACGGUUCAGAAGAAUCAAGUGAUGAAGAUUAUUCAGAUUCGGAGGAUGGAGAAGAAGAGGACGACGAGGAGAUAAAUUACUCGGAGGGAGAUCAGCUUGAAGGGAAGGGAACAGGCGAAGGAGGCAUUGACGGAAUUAUCAAAAAGAAGAAGAAAAAGAAGAAAAACUUCAACAAAAUAAGAAGUACGAUAAAAAAAUUUUUAAAAAAUAAUAAGAAAAAUAUGGCCUUCCUUGAUUUAGGAGAAAGAAAAAGCAAAUGGAAAGUUAUGAAUUCCACAUGCAACAAAAUUAACAAGAAAAAACUGGAGCUGCAUGGAUGGAGAGCAGAAGCCAGGGGAGGGCAUGAUUUCCAGUUUUUUAAUAAUGAAAAAUUAGAUGAAUUAGAAAAGCUAGAAGAAAGGUGGAACAAGUAUCGCGUUAGUGAAGACAAGAUAAGGAAAAUUAUCGACGCGCAAAGUGAGGAAAAGGAUUUUGAGAAGUUUGUAAAUUUUUCUGAUUUUCUCGAUUUGCACGGGAAGAACAUUUACGAAAUUAUCAACUUGAUAUAUCCUAACAUUUUUGAUGAGCACAUGAAUGAGGAGGGUGGUGCGGGUGACACCAGUCGGAACGGUACAGAGGGGGGAAAUGCUAGCAACCAGGAUGGCGCGAAUAAAACAGCCAAUGUUGUUGGCGGAACAAGUGACAGUUUAAGCGAGGUCCAGCAGAUAAAAAGGAAAAUUAUCAAAUUGUUUGAAUCGAAGAAGAAGCUAAACACGGUUCGGUUCAGGGACAAAAAUGUUAAGGUCUGUUACGAGUACAUAACCAACUUUGUUAAGAGGCACUUGGGAGAGAACAAUAACAACGAAAGUAGUAACAACAAAAAGAGUAAGAGUAGCAGGCCGGUUAGGAAAGCCAUCGACCACGACUUGAUCAAUAUAGAUAUUGACCAGAUAAGGAGUGAAAAGGAAGAGCUUUUAAAGGAGGGGUUUGCCAAGUGGAACAAGGCAGAGUUUAACAAGUUGAUGAGCGGGUUGAUCAUCUACGGCAGUGACGACAUCGAGUACAUCCAGGAGAAGUACUUUGGAAACUCGAAGAAGACCUUGGAGGAUAUAAGGGCCUACUUGCGUGUCUUUUUCCGGAAAUACAAUCAGGUCAAAGGGGGUAAAAGACUCUUCGAGAGAAUUCAAAAGUCCGACCUGCAGAGGCAGUUGAUACAAGAGGAAAAUGAUCUCAUCGCAAAUUUUGUUGAAAAGCAGUUGUCCAAUGGUGUCGACACCAUUGACAAGUUGGAAUUGCCCCCGAAUCUGUGCUACGAACAUGUGCAGAAACUGGAGGAGCCACCAAACCCCACAGGAGAAGUUAAGGAAGAGAAGGAGACCAAAAUUGCCAUGAGUGAAGAAGAAAUAGCAUAUUACGAAAAAGAAAAUAAAAUAUUACUUUGGCUCUUAUACCAAGAGGGGGUUGUUCAGACAAAGAGCAUUCAUAUUUUGACGCCCUAUUAUUGGGGUCAAGCUCAGGAUUUUUUUAAGUACGCAAACACCCCAUACGAAAGUGUCGAGUAUAGAUGCCGCCUGAUCGUGGAUGCCAUUGUGCAGAUGAGCAGAAAGAACCCUAAAUCCUCGAGUAGCAAGGAAAAGAAAAAGUGA
Messenger RNA from Plasmodium knowlesi strain H, 4149 nucleotides. RefSeq names its product chromatin remodeling protein, putative. Gene Ontology annotation, molecular function: DNA binding; ATP-dependent chromatin remodeler activity; ATP binding. Lineage: Eukaryota; Apicomplexa; Aconoidasida; Haemosporida; Plasmodiidae. The record is from RefSeq and is a predicted model, not a curated record. The transcript has 5 exons. The coding region runs from base 1 to 4149 and encodes 1382 amino acids. Gene Ontology annotation, cellular component: nucleus.